AUGAAUGCAAAUACUUAUAGUGGGAUUACAUUGUUAAGUGCACUUGUGAAGGUGUUUGGCAGAAUUGUGAAAUAUGAGACAGAAAGGCGCAAGGCCAUUGCUGUAAUUGGCUUUAUAGCAGCCUUUCUAAUCCUGAUCAUUGCCCGCCUUACAAAUGAAGUCAGUUUUCCUCUCAUACUCAACUGCUUUGGACAGACCAGUGUCCAAUGGAUGCCAUUUUCUUAUACACAGAGGCGACCUCUAAGGGCACACUAUGGAUAUCUUAAUGUGAAAACCCAAGAGCCUCUGCAACUGGAGUGUGACCUCUGUGCCAUUAUUUCAAACUCAGGUCAGAUGACAGAACAGAAAGUAGGAUUUGAAAUUGACCAGGCUUCCUGUAUAUGGAGAAUGAACAAUGCUCCCACCAAGGGCUAUGAAGAUGAUGUUGGGAAAAGGACAACAAUAAGAGUUGUCUCCCAUACUAGUGUCCCUCUUUUGCUUAAGAAUGCAGACUACUUUUUCAAGGAAACAAACAGUACAAUUUAUGUCAUCUGGGGACCUUUCCGAAAUAUGAGAAAAGAUGGAAAUGGCAUUGUAUACAAUAUGCUGAAGAAGACUGUGGACAGUUACCCUGGGGCCAGAAUCUAUGUGACCACAGAAAAACGCAUGAGCUACUGUGAUGAAAUCUUUAAAAAGGAAACUGGGAAAGAUCGGUAA
Molecule: messenger RNA, 696 nt
Organism: Python bivittatus (Burmese python)
Lineage: Eukaryota; Metazoa; Chordata; Lepidosauria; Squamata; Pythonidae
Source: RefSeq, a predicted model, not a curated record